ACUCAACACAUUAUUACACCAACUCCUUUACAAAAGAUCAAAUCUUUUUCAAAACCCAUUUCCAAGUUUUCAUUUUUAGCCAAAAUCCAAAUAUCAAAGGUUCAAAAUUCUUGAUCAUAUACACUAUGAUCACUUCAAUACAACAAUCUCAGUUUCUGGGCUGUAAUUCCAAUCUUGUUAAACAUCCAAGAAACACCCUAACAAAAUUGUGUGUUUUACCAUCCAUUUCUAUGCAUAAAAUUUCCAAAUUUAGUAACUUUUCGGUUUCUAAACCUUUGCAUAUUUCUUCAUUUGAGACUGUUGGUUUGCAAAAAAGGAAAGUUUUGGUAGAAGCAUAUGAUGGAGAUAAAACAGAAGGUGAAGAAGUAGUUGUUGGGAAAACUGAAGCUGCAAGAAAAGUGAAAAUUGGAUUUUAUUUUGCAACAUGGUGGUUUUUAAAUGUUAUUUUUAAUAUUUAUAAUAAAAAAGUUUUGAAUGCUUUUCCAUUUCCAUGGUUAACUUCAACUUUAUCACUUGCUGCUGGAUCUGUCAUUAUGUUGAUUUCUUGGGCUACAAAAGUUGCUGAAGCACCAAAAACUGAUCUUGACUUUUGGAAGUCUUUGUUCCCUGUUGCAUUGGCACAUACAAUUGGUCAUGUAGCAGCAACAGUAAGUAUGUCAAAGGUUGCUGUUUCUUUUACUCAUAUAAUCAAAAGUGGUGAGCCUGCUUUUAGUGUACUGGUCUCGAGGUUUAUUUUGGGCGAAACGUUCCCUAUGCCGGUUUACUUGUCUCUGGUGCCGAUUAUCGGUGGUUGUGGUCUUGCUGCUCUAACUGAACUCAACUUUAACAUGACUGGAUUUAUGGGAGCCAUGAUUUCGAAUUUGGCAUUUGUGUUUAGGAACAUAUUUUCAAAGAGAGGGAUGAAGGGAAAAUCUGUUAGUGGGAUGAACUACUAUGCUUGUUUAUCAUUGCUCUCUCUUUUGAUCCUUACUCCAUUUGCAAUUGCUGUUGAGGGUCCAAAGCUAUGGGCAGUUGGAUGGCAAAAUGCAAUUACUGAAAUUGGACCCCAUUUCAUUUGGUGGGUGGCAGCUCAAAGUAUCUUCUACCACUUGUACAAUCAAGUUUCCUACAUGUCUCUCGACGAAAUCUCUCCUUUGACGUUUAGCAUUGGAAACACAAUGAAGCGUAUAUCUGUCAUAGUUUCCUCCAUCAUCAUUUUCCGUACACCUGUCCAGCCGGUCAACGCUCUUGGAGCCGCAAUUGCUGUCUUUGGAACUUUCUUGUAUUCUCAGGCAAAGCAAUAAAGCUGAAUGAAGAACAGAGUUUUUUUGUUUGUACCAUAAACAAGAGGAAACUUUUCAUUUUGUAGAUAAUAAAAAUGAUAAUAAGGAAAUGGCUUAGUUGCAUGUUAUCAACAAGGACAGUAGUCGGUUUGAUAUCUUCGCUCUUGCUGAACCAACAAAGGCAAGAUGAAUGAGCAUCAUCAAUAAUUCAAUAUUUUUUCCUUUCA
Messenger RNA from Erigeron canadensis, 1489 nucleotides. RefSeq names its product glucose-6-phosphate/phosphate translocator 2, chloroplastic-like. Gene Ontology annotation, biological process: transmembrane transport. Gene Ontology annotation, cellular component: membrane; Golgi apparatus. Gene Ontology annotation, molecular function: antiporter activity; triose-phosphate transmembrane transporter activity; phosphoglycerate transmembrane transporter activity. The coding region runs from base 126 to 1283 and encodes 385 amino acids. Lineage: Eukaryota; Viridiplantae; Streptophyta; Magnoliopsida; Asterales; Asteraceae. The transcript has 5 exons. The record is from RefSeq and is a predicted model, not a curated record.